Fusarium tjaetaba is the source of this 360-nucleotide messenger RNA. RefSeq names its product BUD20-like protein. Gene Ontology annotation, molecular function: zinc ion binding; nucleic acid binding. NCBI's taxonomy places the organism in Eukaryota, Fungi, Ascomycota, Sordariomycetes, Hypocreales, Nectriaceae. The coding region runs from base 1 to 360 and encodes 119 amino acids. The record is from RefSeq and is a predicted model, not a curated record. The transcript has 2 exons.
AUGGGUGUCACAAACAAGAAGACAAUCACCAAGACAAGGCGCAAGACUCGAGACGUCGACCAGGUCAAGGCCGACCUCAUGUCACCCAAGCAUUUGAAGCAAUUCAUGGAGACGAAGGCUGCUGAGGAUCUUCCCGGCCUUGGGCGUCACUAUUGCGUUGAGUGCUCCAAAUGGUUUGAUACGGAUGCUACUCUGGUAUCGCAUCAAAAGGGAAAGCCUCAUAAGAGAAGAGUCAAGCAGAUCGCCGAAGGGCCAUACACUCAACAGGAGGCUGAAGCUGCCGUCGGCUUGCGAACAGACAACGGCGACCGAAAGCGCACAUUUGCCGACCAAGAUAAUGAUGUUGCCAUGGACGCCUAA